AUUUUCUGCAAGACUAACUUGUAUGCUCAGAUGGCCGAGUUAAAAGCCAUCAAACUAAAAUACGGGACUGCACAAGAUGUUAUAGCUGGAAAGAAUCUCGUGGUGCUACCAGAUGCACUUUCAAACCCUAGACUUGAUGCGUUGUCAGACGCGGCGCUCACAGAUGCAACGAGCAACCCCUCUAGUUUUGUGUUGUCUGAAAAUCCAACCUCACAUCAGGUCAAGAGUUUUUUCGCGAUGGAUGCCGCCGCUCAGAGUGCGACGGACCCCCUGACGGACGAGAUAGUUGGGAACAUUGACCUCCAGUACUACGGCCCAGUUAGCUUUGGGAACGAGACACAUCCACAGAAACUCUCAGUGAUCAUAGACACGGGCUCUGCAGACCUCUGGAUCCCUGUGGGCUGUGGCAAUUGCAUGAACCGGCAAUAUGAAGCUAAUGCAAGUUCAACGUACAUAGACACUGGGAACCCAUUCAAUGUGACUUAUGGAUCUGGCAACGUAGGAGGCACCCUUGCGCAUGAUACGAUCAGUAUUGGUAGUCUAAAUAUCGACAAGCAAUACUUCGGUGCUGUGACUCACGUAUCAAAUGACUUCAAUAACGAUCCGAUCUCCGGCCUCAUUGGGCUUGGUUUCAGUUCUAUCGCGACAUCAGGGGAGCCAACGUUCUUCGAAAACCUGAUCAUGCAGGACAAGGUCUCGGCACCAUUCUUCUCUGUCUAUUUAACAAGAGGAAAGGCGAGCGGGUCGACAAUAACUCUUGGAGGUUUCGAUAUGUCGAAGGCAGUGGGACCUUUGACAUGGGUCCCAGUUAUUUCCAAGACCUACUGGACAGUGCAAUUCGACGGAGCUGUUGUUGAAGGGAAAAAUGUAACUGGUGACCUCCAUGCGGCAAUUGACACAGGUACGACUUUGAUAUACCUCUCGCAGGCGAUAGCAUCCUCGAUCUACGCCAAUAUACCCGGGGCUGGCCCUGCAGUAAACUACGGUUCCAAUUUCUUCUCCUUUCCAUGCGACUCGAACCCCACGAUCUCAUUCUUACUUGGUGGGCACAACUUCGACCUCAACAUCCAGGACUUCAAUCUCGGACAAGAGGCUGACGGGUCAAAAAAUUGCAUUGGUGGAAUCGUCGGAAUAGACGACGCAUUCAUUGAAGGAUUUGCUAUCAUCGGAGAUGAGUUUCUGAAAUCAUGGUACUCGGUGUAUGACUACUCCCAUGGGGCACGGGUGGGUUUCGCCCCAAAUGUUAAUAAUAUGCAGUAGGAUAUUUGGAAUUCUUGAUACCCCGACGGACAUCAGCGUGUCUAAGUUUGGGAGAGAUAGCGGACUAGGUCUGCCUAAGUAGACAGUAUCGUUGCUAUCGUUAUCAUUAUCACUUCAACG
This is a messenger RNA of Suillus bovinus, 1380 nucleotides long. Its product is annotated as acid protease. NCBI's taxonomy places the organism in Eukaryota, Fungi, Basidiomycota, Agaricomycetes, Boletales, Suillaceae. Gene Ontology annotation, molecular function: aspartic-type endopeptidase activity. The transcript is spliced from 9 exons. The record is from RefSeq and is a predicted model, not a curated record. The coding region runs from base 31 to 1260 and encodes 409 amino acids. Gene Ontology annotation, biological process: proteolysis.